Aphanomyces astaci is the source of this 1325-nucleotide messenger RNA. RefSeq lists its product as hypothetical. Gene Ontology annotation, molecular function: nucleic acid binding. The record is from RefSeq and is a predicted model, not a curated record. Bases 525 to 1265 code for a protein of 246 amino acids. The transcript has a single exon. NCBI's taxonomy places the organism in Eukaryota, Oomycota, Saprolegniomycetes, Saprolegniales, Verrucalvaceae.
CUUAAUUUGAUUUCGCCAUCGGUCCCUCGCAAAACAAAUUCUUGGCUCACUUUUCAAAACUACGGGACCUCAGUAACACAACACCAUGGAUAAUUUGCGCGUCAAACGCGAACUCUCGUACGAGACUAAAAUGGAGGUCAUCGCUCGCCUUCUACGAUUCGCCGAGAAUGGCAAGUUGGGGCGUGGAGCCAUCACCAAGAUUGCAGCCGAAAUACACCUCCAUCGAACCACCGUAUCCAAGAUAUGGCACGCAUUCCGCCGAAACGCUCGCAUGCCGUCGUCAAGACCUGGUCGCGUAGGCCCAAAGUCGCUCUACUCAACGGAAUACGUCACCAACCUCGUGAGCGGAGUCCCCGAAGACCAGCGUAACACUUUACGCGACCUGUCGGACGCCACUGGUCUCACACUUGGCACGCUCCACCGGAAGCUCCACGACGGCACAAUUCAACGCAAAUCUUCUCGAAUCAAGCCGCUCCUCACCAUCAACAACAUGGUUGAACGCGUCGCAUUUUGCGAAACCCCGGAUGCGUACGAGUUUGAAUCGGCGGAAGGUUUACCUCGUCAAAGUCCAGAAAAUUGAACGACACGUGGCAAAUAGCAAGAAUUUCAUUCCCAAGGUCAUGUUCUUGGUGGAGGUCGCGCGUCCACGAUAUGGCCCUGAGGAAGGAGUGAGGUUUGACGGGAAGAAUGGGAUGUGGCCCAUAGUGAAAUACGUGCCUGCCGUCCGAAACUGCCGAAACCGCCCAGCUGGCACGCUUGUGACUACCUUGGUGCACGUGGAUGCUGUUGUGUACCGUGACUAUGUCAUUACGCGUGUGAUACCUGCGAUCAAGGCUUGCUUUCCAAGCGCUAACAAACGGGUUGUCCUACAGCACGACAACGCCUCGCCGCAUCGAUCAAUCACUAACGAGGUUCUUGCGUGCGUGUCAACCGAUGAUUGGAAGUUUGUUGUGCGGCGCCAACCGCCCAACAGCCCAGACCUCAAUGUCCUUGACCUGGGUUUCUUUGCGUCCAUCCAGUCGAUACAGUACAAGGUUGUGAGUCGAUCGAUCGAUGAUGUCAUUCGCUCAACACUGGCGGCUUUUCAAGCGCUCUCGUCGGACAAGCUGGACAACGUGUUCGUCACGUUUCAGGCUGUUAUGCGCUUGGUGCUAGAGCACAAAGGUGACAAUCACUUUCGCUUACCUCAUCUGAAGAAGGAUGCAUUGUGUCGUGCCGGGACCCCUAUGGCCAAUGUUACUUGUCCUGCAUCCUUGUUGGAGUAGCGUGCCAAAGUGUUCCCAGUGAGGUUUUUAACCAACAACAUGCAUUCAUUUGUGUUUGAG